Molecule: messenger RNA, 1892 nt
Organism: Rhagoletis pomonella (apple maggot)
Lineage: Eukaryota; Metazoa; Arthropoda; Insecta; Diptera; Tephritidae
Gene: Osi12
Exons: 2
Coding region: 1-1152 (383 amino acids)
Source: RefSeq, a predicted model, not a curated record
AUGCUUUUGAAAAAGACAUUUGCGCAUGCGAAGUUAAAAAAUCGCGCCACAUUCUGGAGUUACGCGUUCGCGUUCUGCCUCUGCCUCCUGUUAUCCGCUUGCAAUGCCGGCACCGAGAAUCUUAGUAAUUUCCCUUUUGCGCAGCAAGGAUUAGCAGCAGCAGCAGCAGCAUCAAUCGCCUCUGCCAACUCAGCAGCAACAGUCAAAAAAUCAUCAGUUCCGCCCGCACCUGCAUCGUCUUCGCCGUCAUCUUCCCCGCCAUUGAACACCGCUAACGCCAGCACACGCACCAUUUUGCGCAUCUACGAUGAGUGCAGCCGCGCAGAUGGCGGUUUUGUGCCAUGCCUGAAGAAGAAGGCAAUCUCCUUCAUUGAUCGCAUAUCGCACAUAGAUGCCAUCGCUGUGGCGGAUGGCAUUAAAUUGGUGCGCCUGCCGAAUAGCGCUAUUAGCGCCGCCGCAGCCGCAUCUUCUGCGCCACUUCAGCCACUUUAUGGCGAAAAUGAGCUUGAAUCUUCGCUGUCACGCUCCAGCGAUGAUCGCGAUACCAAGCUGACAAAUAUGCUUAUAGAGCGAUUGAGUCACUUCUUCAAUGGUCACACGCUGCAAGUGAAUUUUCCCAAAUUGACAGCCGAGGAAAUAGGACGUGGACUAGAAGAAGGUCGUGGCAAAAUGAAGAAAAUGAUGAGCAUGAUGAUGAUGGGCAUGGCUAUGAAAAUGGUUGGCAUGAUCCCGGUUGCCAUGGGUAUGCUCUACAUGAUGGCCGGCAAAGCGCUGAUUGUCUCGAAGAUUGCCCUGCUGUUGGCGGGCAUAAUGGGUCUGAAGAAGCUGAUGUCCGGUCGUGGUGGAUCAGGUGGUAGCUCGGGUUGGUCAUCGGGUGGCGGCGGCGGUGGCUGGUCUUCGGGGGGUGGUGGUAGCGGCGGCUAUGAUAGACGAUCUCUUAAUGAAGCGCAUGAGCUGGCCUAUCGCGGCUAUAGCAAUCGACAGACAACAGGUGCAUAUGCGCAGCAGAAGCAACAGCAAGAGCAGCAGCAAAAGAAACAGCUACAACAGCAGCAGCAACCGUUAUCUUUGCAACAACAGCAACACCAACAACAACAACAACAACAACAGCAGCAGCAGCAGCAGCAGCAGCAACAAGUGCAAAAGUCAUAAACAGUAGGCACACAGAAUGUAUAGUUGAACUUCAUAAAACGUCAUUAGUAAAUAUAAACAACAGCAGCAACAACAACAAUAACAAUAACGACUGCCUGUAUUAUACACGCUGUGCAAUAUGCUGCAUAUAUCUAUCCAUAAAAAGAUGCAGAAUAUAGUAUAUAUUGCAUUUUUGCCACAAUGCAGUGACCGACCGUAAGUCAUCUCAUAGAUGAAGCGCAGCCUUAACCGGCGCACAACUGCAACAUGCACUACAGCAACAAUACAAAUACCGACCAAAUCAACCACAAGUGUUGCUGCAAAAUUUAUUGCGUAGCAUUUUGUAAUUAGAAUUUCUGCUACUGAUUUCUGCUAGCCGCCUCAAUUUGCCUUUGGCGCCUUUACACACUUCACGGUACUAAUACGAUUUCGCCAAAACCCCUAUGUAUGUGUAUAUCUAUGUAUACACAUUAGACCGGGUCGGUGCUGAUGCAAAAGCAAAAAAAAGUUUGUUAUUCUAGUAAUUUGAAAGCUUAUUUUGAGAAGAUUUGGCGUCAUGAAAGUGUUCAUGAUGAAAAAAGCCAUAAUGGAUUUUGAGACUUCUACGUCUCUUUAGGAGCAUGGAAAACAGCCGCAUAUGAUAAAAUUUUUAAUUUCAUGAUAACUAAAAUUGAAUUUAGUUGGGUAGAAAUUAAAAUAAUCGAGUUUCCUGGUCGAAGGAGGUAAUAUAUGUAGAUGAAUAGAAUAUUAAAGCAGUGUAU